Stylonychia lemnae is the source of this 516-nucleotide messenger RNA. Lineage: Eukaryota; Ciliophora; Spirotrichea; Sporadotrichida; Oxytrichidae. The record is from the annotation of a GenBank genome assembly.
AUGAACAACAUUGUUAGUGAUGAAUAUAGAUGGGUCGCUCUAGUGGCCUCACUUAUCGGAUUCCAUUUGACUAUUACUGGAUUUGUGGCUGGAGGCAAAAGAAAGGCAACAUUUACCCCAGAAAUAAUUAGCUAGGUAUAAGACGAACAUGAGAAGUUUUUCCCAGGCACUCAAAUUAACAAAGAAGGCUACCCAGAUAUGGGCAAUGGUAGAUAUUCUUAAAAGCUAUCAUAUAAGGACUGGUACAACUUCAAUAAUGCCCAAAGAGCUCAUUACAACUAUCUUGAGUGCGCUACUGUUGUGAUCACAUGGCUAUUGAUUGCUGGCGUAAAAUACGAAUGGUAUGCAGUUGGAUUUGGAAGUGCUUUCCUCCUAGGAAGACUUAUGUACGCAUUUGGAUACGCUGCUAAGGGUCCUCAAGGAAGAGUUAUCGGUUUCUUGAUAUCACUUUUAGCCUCACUUGCAUUAUGUGUACUCGCCAUUCUUUCAUCUUUAAGACUUGCCAACGUCUAUUGA